AUGUUUAAAAAAAUACUUCCAAUUACCUUAGGAUCAUUCGGUUCUUAUUUAAUAUAUGACUAUAAUUCCUAAGACCGCAUAUUAUACCGAAACCUUCGUACUUUAAAAACUGGAUUUAUUAUAUUGUACAAUUAUAAAAUAAGAUUUUCUCCCGAAAACGUAAACCAAAUCCAUGAAGAAACAGCUGCGGAAAUAUACAAUUUAUGUAAAAGCAAUGACGGAUUAUAUGUUAAAUUUGGUCAAUAAAUAGCCGCUUAAGACCAUAUUUUACCGCCUGCAUAUUUCAAAUAUUUCAGUUCAUUACAAGAUUAAGCCACAAGCGUCCCAUAUUUAGCUGUAGAGAGAAUUAUAAAGAAUGAUUUAGGCAAAAAACCUGACGAAAUAUUCUCUUAUUUCGAAAAAGAGCCUAUAGCAAGUGCCAGUAUAGCCCAAGUACACAAAGCCAGGCUCUGUUCAGGUGAAGAAGUAGCCGUAAAAGUCCAAAAGCCUAAUAUAAAAGGACAAUUUAAAAGCGAUAUGUUUAUGCACUGGCUCUUCUUAACUGUUCUCGAGAAGGCUUUUGACCUCCCCCUAAGUGCCUUCCACUAAUCAAUAGAAGAGAACCUCGGAAAGGAAAUAGAUUUCCGUAUAGAAGCCUAAAAUGCCAAAAAAUGUAGUGAAAAUUUUUUAAAACUAAACCGAAAAGAUAUUUAUGUCCCGGAAAUAUACAAAGAAUACACAACCCCAAGAAUUUUAGUAAUGGAAUGGAUAAACGGAAUAAAAAUAACUGAAGAAAAUGAGCUUAUAAAGCAAGGAUUUCAACCUAAAAAGCUCGUGUAGUCUAUAAUUGAAGGUUUUGCGGAAUAAAUCUUCAUUUCAGGCUUCACUCAUGCAGAUCCUCAUCCUGGUAAUAUUCUAAUCAGAAGAAAUCCCUUAAACAAAUCACAAGAAUAAAUAGUUUUACUAGACUACGGUUUAUGUUAUUAAACUCAGGAUUUUUUCAGAGAACAAUACUGUAUGUUUUGGAAAUAUUUAUUCCUAUAAAAUAACCAAUAACUAAGAAAUAUAGUCAAAUAAUGGGGAAUUACAGAUGAUGAGGCUUUUGCAAGUUCUCAAUUGAUGAGACCUUAUUAAAAAAAUAAGCCUAUUUUAAAGGAUAUAUCUAAGACUGAUGUUUAUAAUUUAUAAUUAAAAUUUAAAGGAGAUGUAAAAAAAAUGCUUGGAGAUACAGAAAAAUUCCCUAAAGAUCUUAUUUAUAUUAACAGAAAUAUGAAUUUAGUUAGAAGUAUUAAUAAAAGAUUGGGAUCAAAAGUUAAUAGAAUUAGUAUUAUGGCUAAAUAUUCUGUUGAGGGUUUAAAUAGUAAGUCUAAUUCUUUUAAAGCUAGAUUUAAUGUCUUUUGGUUCUAGAUGAGACUUUUAUUAUCUUAAAUGAUAUAUUAAUUGGUUUAAACAUGGUUUAAAAUUACUACAGGUAAAGGUUUUGAGGAAAUUAUUGAAGAAAAUAUUAAAUAAACUAUUAAUGAAAGAUAUUAAUAGUAUGGAAUGAUUCCUCCUGAUGAAAAUACAUUUAAUGCAUGA
This is a messenger RNA of Ichthyophthirius multifiliis, 1557 nucleotides long. Its product is annotated as chaperonin, putative. Gene Ontology annotation, biological process: protein phosphorylation. The transcript has a single exon. Lineage: Eukaryota; Ciliophora; Oligohymenophorea; Hymenostomatida. The record is from RefSeq and is a predicted model, not a curated record. Gene Ontology annotation, molecular function: protein kinase activity; ATP binding.